Messenger RNA from Gongylonema pulchrum, 644 nucleotides. The record is from the annotation of a GenBank genome assembly. NCBI's taxonomy places the organism in Eukaryota, Metazoa, Nematoda, Chromadorea, Rhabditida, Gongylonematidae.
UUGUCGGCUCUACGAAGUACUUUUCAGGUGCUUGUCCUAGUUGCUGAAGUAAUUGUAGACUGGCUGAAACAUGCAUUUAUAACGAAAUUUAAUGAAAUACCUGCAGAAGUAUAUCAAGGUCUUGUAUGGAUUUUUUUGUUAACUAUGAAAAUAUUAAAUGGCAUUGUGGUGCUUGGGAAAGCGUGUGAACAUGUUAAGCAUUAUCGAGAACUUCAGGAAAAAACAGAGUGCGAAAUAUUCAGGAAGAGAGUGCUAAUGAUGAAAAGCAAAAGUGCUCCAAAUGUUCUGCAUCAGACUGCAGCAAGCAAAGGUUUUACUGUGUCGGAUCUCAUGUCUCACUGGGGUGAACUUAGUAACACCUUGGAGACUAUACCAAGUCGUAGUGUGGAGUCCGCUUCAGUAUCGGAGCCACGAAGGACGAAAUCGUUGGCUAUUUUCAAACCUCGCAGGGAUAAUUCGUUGCCACCACAAGUAGCAAUCGCUGAAGGUGAAGAAAAAGAAGAUAUUUCUGAAGUAAGUGAUCAAACAAGGAGUUCUCCGAGGAGGCGCACUCGAACAACAGAGUGUGAAAGUCUUUCUGAUGUCCAAGCCUAUACAAUGCUAGGCAGUGCCACUGAACCAGCUGAAGGCAUACACUCUUAAUA